ACAUCACAGUGUGAAUACACGUUCUCGACAGCGCCACCUCCUGGGCACACCUUCAACUGAAUGGCAUGCCAUCAGGGUAUUAAAUACCCAUGUCUUUUGUCCCACAGCUCAUCUAGCAUCAGGACCACGUCACGCAAGAAGCGGUCCAGAGAACCAACAGUGAAGAAGAAUGCUGAUGUAUCUACUUUGGGCGCUGUUCCUGCCCAGCGCUCUGGGGACUGGAGGGAGCGUGGACUUGACCAUGUCCUCAGGUGCUUCCGGCACCGCUGUCGUCAAGGCUGUCGUUGACAGGAUCAGGUCCAACUGCAUCCUCGGGGACGACCGUCUGUUCCUGCGACGUCUGGCCUACGUGGAGACAAAAGACGGAACAGAUGCCAAGACAUACAGAUCUGGGUAUGACGGGGGCAUCUGGCAGAUUGAUGAAAGCAAGUUCCUGGAGACGAAGACCUGUCCCUCGUCCAUAGUGGCUGAGUGUAACAAAGCUAAAUCAGCCUUCAAUAUCGACUGGCGCACCACAUCCUGGUCAGACCUGAGGAAGCCUCUGUACUCCGGGCUGGCAGCGGCUCUCUACAUAAAGAAGUAUCAAAGCGGCAGCCCUCCCGGUGACGUCACCAGUCAAGCCUCGUUCUGGGCCUCAAAGCUGAGACUGAGUGGCAGCCAUUCUGGAUUCGUUACUAAAGCCAGAGCAAUGAAAGGAAUUGAUUGCAAGACUCAGCUUGACCUUGCAUUCAUCCUGGACGGUUCUGGGAGCGUAUCCACAAGUGACUUUAAUCACAUGAUCAAGUUCGUGAAAAAUGUGACGAAAAAACUAGACAUAUCGAAAGAUGAGGUAAAAGUGUCUACUGUGGAAUAUGGAUCCUCAGUUGGGGAUGACAUUGAAUUCCGAGACUUUGCAUCCGAAAGCAGCCUGGUGUCUGCCAUAGGUAAAAUCAGAAAGAGUGGUGGUGGCACCAACACAGCUGCAGCCAUCCUCCACACUGUCAACGUCCUGUUCAGACCGGCAGCAGGUGCGCGGCCAAAUGCCAAGCGCGUAGCGAUCCUUAUGACUGACGGCCAUUCAAACGAUAAAAAGUUAACAAUCAACGCUGCUAAAAAGGCUAAAGGUGCAGGUAUUACCAUGAUAUCUGUCGGUAUAGGAAACGCUGAUGAGGCUGAGUUGAGGGGCGUGGCCACAGAUCCUUACUGUACCCACGUGAUCAUGCUCAACAGCUUCAGGGAGAUUGACAGUCUCCUGUACCAACUGAAGGAAAGUUCCUGUGGAGCCCUGACUGCAGUGGAGGUGAACACGACCAUCAACACAACACUACCUGUGAACCAGACUGUGGAGGACGCAUUUGAAUUUAAGGACGAUAACACCACAACACCCGACUCAGGCAAAGAAAAAGCAGUGGUUGGCGAGGUGGUGUGUGGCACUCUCAAAAUGUACGCUUCCUACACCAUUCGUCGUCCAGGCCCCGCCUACUAUGACGUCAAAGAGACUGCAAGUGAUAACAAACCUGGCGUCAUCUUCUUUAACAAGACGAUGAAGGGGAGACAACUGUACGUUACUGUCAUUGGAACUCGGCUGUCGGUAUUAGUUGCCCAGUUGGCUUCGUGUGUCAACGCCAGUUUCAGCGUGCGGAUUUCCCAGCAACCAACAAAGGCUGAGGUAAUCUGUAAGGAAGGCGAGAAGGAAAGGCCGUGCUCCAAGAAGGACUUGGAGGACAACGGAUACAACUGUGAUGAUACAUUCUACAAUGUUACCAACCCUUGUUCUCCUGGCAACGCCUGUGACCACGCCCACACCUCUGACUCCACCAAGUUCAUCCGGUGCGACCUCAAGGGCAACAUGUACGUCACCCAAUGUCCCGGCAAAGCCCACUACAACCCUGACACAAUCAGCUGUGGGUCGGAACCAGUCAAGGGAGGGAUCUCCUGCAAUGUCACCAAUCCAUGCACUCCUGCAAAUAUUGCCAAGCAUCGAUUCCACUUCCCCUACCCGCCAAACACGUCCAGGUACAUCCAGUGUGAUGCAUUUGGGAAACUGUGGAUGAGGGAUUGUCCCAGCGGCACAGUGUGGAAUGACGCCAGGAGAUCGUGUACUGGCCAAUCUGGCGUGAAACCAUCCGCCCUCGGAACCUCCACCCCCUCCAUCUCCCAAGUCACCCCUGUCUCUAUCGGCUGCAACGGCAACAACAACGGCGCACUGCUCCCCCACGCUGACCCAACUAAGUACAUCCUCUGCAACCACGGUACGGAGGUGGUGAUGUCCUGUCCUCCGUCACUCAAGUUUGACGUCAGCAUCAAGCGCUGCAACUAUGAAUAGCGGUCGCACUGUACCGGCACAUGUCACGUACUGAACGGAAUAAAAUGACAGUGGCAACCAGUGCAUUGUUGUGUAUGUCCCAUAGAGUUA
This is a messenger RNA of Haliotis rufescens (red abalone), 2395 nucleotides long. RefSeq lists its product as uncharacterized. The coding region runs from base 170 to 2305 and encodes 711 amino acids. The record is from RefSeq and is a predicted model, not a curated record. NCBI's taxonomy places the organism in Eukaryota, Metazoa, Mollusca, Gastropoda, Lepetellida, Haliotidae. The transcript is spliced from 8 exons. Gene Ontology annotation, molecular function: chitin binding. Gene Ontology annotation, cellular component: extracellular region.